GAAAAGUUGUCAGCACUGCUUUGUAAAAACAAAACAUAAUUUUAUUGCUGUUAAUUUUUGCUAAUUAUUGUUAAAAAUAAGAUGAGCACCGCUGUUGAAGUGGUGGGUAAGGCUUCGGCGAAGUCCGCCAAUUACUUUGUCAUGGAGGCGGCGUUUAAGGAUGCUCUAGAAAGGGCCAUCCAGCAAAACAGCGUGGAGCUGCUGGUAACGGCUUAUAACAGUUUCAAAGCUAACUACGAGCACGACAAGCGCCUGCCCAUGGACCAGGCGUUCCGAGUGCUGCUGAUGCAUCGACUGGACGAGGAUGUACAGCACAUAGGCGACCUAGUGCGCCUCUCUGUGAAGGCCACACGCGCCGAGAUAGUAUCCACCACCAUUCCUGUGGUGCUGCUAAUGGACACUUUCGAUGUGGUCACGCUGGACAAGUGCCAGGAGAUCUUCUGCUUUGUCGAGGAGCUGGUGGACGUGUGGAAAGAGGAGAUCUUCUUUGCCUCGUGCAAAAACAAUAUCUUGCGCAUGUGCAACGACCUGCUCCGUCGCUUGUCCCGAACCCAGAAUACCGUAUUUUGCGGUCGCAUUCUGCUGUUCCUCUCAAAGUUCUUCCCCUUCUCGGAGCGAUCGGGCCUAAACAUCGUUUCCGAGUUUAAUCUGGACAACUUAACGGAGUAUGGGCGGGAUGGCAAGGAUAGUCAGGACGACACUGACAAGGAGUUGGAGGAUACGGCCGAGGACAUACCCCUUAAGAUUGAUUACAAUCUGUACUGCAAGUUCUGGUCGCUACAGGACUUCUUUCGUAAUCCCAGCCAGUGCUACAGCAAGGCGCACUGGAAGAUGUUCCAGACGCAUGCUGAGACCAUCCUGCAGGCAUUUUCGAGCUUCAAGCUGGAGGAUGUGCGUUCUAGUGCCAGUGACAACGCCAGCGAUGCUGAUAGCCAGUCGAUGGACGUUGAUCUUGAGACCACCGACUCUGCAGCUUUAGCGACCGCCGUGAUCAAGACAAAUAACUUUUUUGCAAAGUUCCUGACGAAUCCCAAGCUACUAGCCCUCCAGCUCUCCGACUCCAAUUUCCGUCGUGCUGUCCUGCUGCAGUUUCUCAUUCUCUUUCAGUAUCUGCAAGUCGCUGUUAAGUUUAAGGCCGAAACUCACACCCUGACCACCGAACAGAUAGACUUUAUCAAGGACUUGGAUUCGCGCGUUUAUAAGUUAUUAGAAGAGACACCGCCAUAUGGCAGGCGGUUUGCUCGCACGGUCCACCACAUGCUGAUACGAGAGGAAAUGUGGAAUAACUGGAAAAACGAUGGUUGCAAGGAGUUUAAGAAGCCAGAGGAGCCGGUCGCUAAUGAGGAGGAAGUCAAACCACCACCGGCUAAGAAGUCCAAGCGUCCCUUGGGCGAUGCUUUGCGCGAUGCUGCCCGCAAUGGGAAGUUCUUUUUGGGCAAUGAUAAUUUGACACGCCUGUGGAAUUACUCUCCGGAUAACCUUCAGGCCUGUAAGAGCGAGCAGCGCAACUUCUUGCCAUUACUGGAGACCUAUUUGGAGACACCGCAUGACAAGGUCGACCCCGGCUUUGAGUGGAGAGCUUUGCGUCUACUCGCUCGCCAAACGCCACACUUUUUUACCUCACUGUCUCUGCCAUCAAGCAAGACCUCCGAUUAUUUGGAGCAGGUGCGCAAGCGUCUUAUUCGUGACAAGGAACCGAAAACGGUGGCUUUAACAUCAAGCAACUCUUUGGAGCACAAUAAUGGCCUGGCAGCCAAUCAUGGCAAUACAGAGGGCGAGAAUUUUGCUACAGAGUCACCAGAUUCGCCUGCUGAAGCCGAGCCGGAUCUCGAAGUAGACGAUACUGAGCCGGUGGUCGAUGAGGCGUUUGAACCCGCAGCCUAUGAGAAGCCUUUAAUGGUCACAAAAGAGCAUAUCGAAGAGGUGGCCCCACUGAUUGGCGAGCCCUGGAUGAAGGUGGGAAAGAAAAUUGGAUUCACAAAUGAUGAGUUACUUUUCUUCCAAAUGGAGCACCCCGUUGCUAACGUGGCUUGCAUAAAAAUGCUAAACAACUGGAUUUCUGACGACGAUGAUGCCACCCUGGACAACUGGGCAUACAUGCUCGAAGGCUUGGAAAUGAACAAGGCGGCCGACGCGGUGAAGGCCAUUAUUGAGCGCGAAAGGUCAGGGUCAACCGCACCGGUGCAAGCCGUGACAAAUGCCUCCGAUGACAACGACGUUGAGGUCUUGUCCGACUAGCACAUCCAUACACGCGGACCAAUCCAAAGGUACACACUACACAUUCGAUUCUUUUCAAUCAUCAAACUUCUUUAUCACAAGUAAAAAUAUGGGCAUGUUUGUCCACUGUCAGACCAGA
Molecule: messenger RNA, 2356 nt
Organism: Drosophila serrata
Lineage: Eukaryota; Metazoa; Arthropoda; Insecta; Diptera; Drosophilidae
Gene: Hpr1
Product: THO complex 1-like protein Hpr1
Biological process (GO): mRNA export from nucleus; signal transduction
Cellular component (GO): THO complex part of transcription export complex
Molecular function (GO): protein binding
Source: RefSeq, a predicted model, not a curated record